Molecule: messenger RNA, 303 nt
Organism: Gongylonema pulchrum
Lineage: Eukaryota; Metazoa; Nematoda; Chromadorea; Rhabditida; Gongylonematidae
Source: the annotation of a GenBank genome assembly
AUGUUGAUAACGAUCGUGAAAUUGUUCAGGCCGGUAUUUUUUGUUAUUUCACGAAUUUAUUUCAAUGCUGUUUCUGUCUUUUUCACCGCACUCUACUAUUUCAUACCAAAACGGAUGGUCGAAGCUCCCCGGGAUAAUCUGUUGCUGAUCAGUGCUACGCAAGCUGCAGAAAUGAUCCGAAAACGUGAAAUAAAAAGUCGGACGCUUGUUGAAACUUACAUUCGACGUAUUGAAGAAGUGAACGGAAUCAUCAAUGCAGUGGUACAGAAGAAUUUCGAAGAAGCACUGAUAAAAUCACAGGAG